Pseudoliparis swirei is the source of this 958-nucleotide messenger RNA. It is a transcript of the gene prdx4, whose product is annotated as peroxiredoxin 4. Gene Ontology annotation, cellular component: cytosol; endoplasmic reticulum. Lineage: Eukaryota; Metazoa; Chordata; Actinopteri; Perciformes; Liparidae. The transcript has 7 exons. Gene Ontology annotation, molecular function: thioredoxin peroxidase activity. The record is from RefSeq and is a predicted model, not a curated record. Gene Ontology annotation, biological process: hydrogen peroxide catabolic process; response to oxidative stress; cellular response to stress. Bases 106 to 876 code for a protein of 256 amino acids.
AGAAGAAGAAGAAGAAGAGGAGGAAGAAGGCUCCUUAACUCCAGCAAAAAGGCUGAAACAACAACAUUCCCCAUUCAGUGGUCAACUCGUGGCUGCAGCGACGCAAUGGACUCCCUUUUGCAUACGAAGAAGCAGCUUUUCCGCGCGCUGUGCGCCGCUCUCCUCCUCCUCGCCGCCACAUGCGCAGAGGAAGGCGCAAAUGGGAAAAACUGUCACAACUACGCGGGGGGACACGUCUAUCCCGGGGAGGCUUUCCGCGUGCCCGUGUCCGACCAUUCCCUGCACCUCAGCAAAGCCAAGAUUUCAAAGCCGGCGCCGCACUGGGAGGGAACGGCCGUCAUCAACGGUGAAUUCAAGGAGGCGAAGCUGUCGGACUACAAGGGCAAAUAUCUCGUCUUCUUCUUCUAUCCUCUGGACUUCACAUUUGUCUGCCCCACUGAGAUCAUCGCUUUCAGUGAUCGCAUGCACGAGUUCCAAGCCAUCAAUACAGAGGUGGUCGCCUGCUCCGUCGACUCCCAGUUCACCCACCUGGCCUGGAUCAAUACGCCCAGAAAGCAGGGUGGACUUGGACAAAUGAGAAUACCGAUGUUAUCGGACCUCACUCACCAGAUUUCAAAAGAUUACGGAGUCUACCUGGAGGACCAGGGACACACACUGAGAGGACUCUUCAUCAUUGAUGACAAAGGCACCCUGAGGCAGAUCACCAUGAACGAUCUCCCGGUGGGAAGAUCCGUGGAUGAGACUCUGCGGCUCGUGCAGGCCUUCCAGUACACGGACAAACACGGAGAAGUGUGUCCAGCCGGAUGGAAGCCAGGCAGCGACACAAUCAUUCCCGACCCUUCAGGCAAGAUGAAGUAUUUUAAUAAACUGAACUGAUCUGCGUUCCUGUCGUCCCAAAGUCUGUGGACUCCAUCACUUACUGAAAAGUAAAAAUAAAAAAUGUGUUUUCAUAAAAUGU